Molecule: messenger RNA, 912 nt
Organism: Rotaria sp. Silwood2
Lineage: Eukaryota; Metazoa; Rotifera; Eurotatoria; Philodinida; Philodinidae
Source: the annotation of a GenBank genome assembly
AUGUCAACUAAUACAUUAAAUGAAAAUUUUCAAAAAUUUCUUAAAACUAUUUAUGAUUGGCCGGAAUCAACUAUAGAAAAAAAUGUUCUUAUUCACAUGCUUGAAAAAUUAUGCCAUCAAAACUCUGAAUUAGAAAAUAUUUAUCAGGAAGUAUCAAUACCAUGCAUAGAUCAUCAAUCUUCAAAUCAUAAUACGGAUGAAAACUCUCUAGUAGAAUCAAUAGAAAUUUCUACUAAACAACCAGUUGUUCAAAAUGUUCUUCAACCUUUGAUUUAUAUUAAUUGUCCACCAACAAUAAAUGAAGAUUUUAACGUUAAAAAACUAUCAAAUCCAUCAUCUAAUACUCUUCCAAAUAACACAUUAGUUAAGGAAGGAGAUUUAACUGUAAGAAAAGGUUCUACAAUUUUAUCACCUUUAUUAAAAAAACAUGGAUCAAAAACAAUUGUUUAUUGUGAAUUAUCAUACACUUAUUGUAAUAAUGAAAAAAUUGUAUAUCUUGUUGUUUAUGAAAAUCGAAAAAGUCGAAAACCUUUACAUAAAUUUAUAAUAGAUCUUAAUUGUACAUUUGUUGGUGAAAGCAAAAGAGAUUUUCAAUAUAAACAUGAUUCAGGAAUUGAAAAAAAAUCAUCUUGCUUUGAACAUGUAACUGACGUUCCCAAACGACCGCCACCUCGACUAAUAAAUUCUAUUUUACCUGAAAAUAUCUAUGUGUGUCUCUACGAUAAUUAUUCAACAACUAAUGAUUCUCAUGAACUUGAAUUUAAAUGUGGUGAUCUUCUAUAUAUAAUUAAUAAAGAUGGACCAAAUUUUUAUAUUGGUCGUCAAUUAAAACUUCCUUUAAAUAAUUAUGAGCAAACACCAAUAGGUCUUGUUUACAAAGGUUACAUCAGAUCAGCAUAUGAAAAAGUUUAA